GUGCAGUUGGCGCUGAGCGCUCCCGCAGCCACAGUGACUCUUAAGACCGGUGAGGGGAAGGGUUGCUGUGCGUGACCAUUCGUGAGUCAACAUUGACCUCACAUUGGCUUCGUAAGCCUCCUCUCCUGAACAUGACCUGAGAGAGAGGGAGAGAGAGAAAAAAAGAAAGCUCCAGUUGAGCGAACCGCGACCAUAGAAGGGAAAGAGAUUAGUGGAUGAAGAACAAUGCCAAGGAUAUCCCCAGGAGGUGGAGGGGUGUCUCGGGUGGGGCCUGUGGUAGGGGGAGCUUCCCACAGUUGGAAGGAAGUGCAUCAAAGGGUAAGGGAGUUACGGCGCACCUUCCUUCACCUUUCUGUGAAGACACCAACUGAUGUGACUUUCCGACGAGUUGGACCGUCUUCACUGCGGUGCUACUUCCUCCUUUCUCCUGGCCAGGGAAGAGAGUCAACUCUAUUCUAUGCAGAUAUAAAUCUUGAAGCUCAGGCAUGGGGUAGCAGGAUAGUAUACCAGGAAGUACUGGAUUCAUUCCAGUCCUUCCUUUGGAGGAACAUGUCCCGUGAGGAGUUGCUGCUAAGUGAAAGAAGGCGCAUUUCUACCUGGGGCAUCACAAACUAUGAGCUCCACCCUUCAUCCGGCACCCUGGUUUUUCCUGCGUCCUCCACUAUCUUCCAGUGUGUACAUCCUGAAAGGCCGAAUGGUCCUGUGAGUCCACGGGAACUCCCUAGCUGCCAGGUGUGCCUCAGCCCCCAGAUUUGUCCUGCCAACCCAAGCCUCAUUGCUUUUGCUGCACGAUAUGAUAUUUACCUGUACAACACCAAAACAGGAGAGGAGAAGAGAGUGACACAUGUACACAGUGGAAGUGGGCGUUUGGAGUAUGAUCCUAAGAGUGCUGGCAUGCCCUCUUAUGUGAUGCAGGAGGAGUUCUCACGUUAUCAAGGAUUUUGGUGGCAGCCUGUGUCCUCUGAUGGAGUAUAUCGACUGCUAUAUGAAGAGGUCGAUGAGAGUGAAGUGCCGAUUGUCCAGUUCAUCCCUCCAGAUGACUCAUCUGGGUUGUUAGAUGAGUUUAGAUUCCCUCGCGCUGGCUUGGCUAAUGCAGAAUCAACCUUACGUCUUCUUGAAGUGGAGAUAGGAGCUUCUGGGGAACUUUGUGUCACCACACGCCAUCUGCGUCAUGAUCUCAAGCAAUUGGCACCUUGGCAUGAGUACUUGGUGCGGGUUGGAUGGGUACCUAAUGGGCAACAGAUAUGGUGUCAGUUGUUGGACAGGAGACAACAGAAGUUGGAGCUUAUUUUGCUUUCAUUGUCUUCUUUCAUGGGGAUCAACUUAUCUCCCUCCACCUCUACUGCCAAUAGUACCACUACAAUCUCCACAACUACUAUGACUACUACCACUUCUACUACAGCUACCAAUGCAACAACCCAAUCAGUUCCUCACAUGGCUCCUCAUCUGAUGAUUUCUCAGCACUCUAAUACAUGGAUUGAUGUACACAACUUACUGUAUUGGUGGACAAGCCAAAAUGAUCCCACCCAGCGUAUGGUAGUGUGGGCUAGUGAAGAGUCUGGAUUCCGUCACCUCUACCUCCUCCUUUAUCAGCUAUCAUCAGAUGACCCACCACAUCCCGAAGACCAGGGUCUGGUCACUGCACAGCUCAUUCAGAAGAUUCCUUUGACAAGUGGUGAAUGGUCUGUAACAGGAACAGGGCUGUGGGUGGAUGAGGGACGGGGAUUAGUGUACUUCACAGGACUUCGGGAUUCUCCUUUGGAAAAUCACUUAUAUGUUACUUCCAUAUCACAUCCUGGGAUAAUCCAGCGUCUCACCCAGUCUGGGUUCUCCCACCAGGUGGCACUUGACCAGGACUGCACUGUGUUCACCACAGUGUAUAGCAGUGUUGAGAUGCCUUCCCAGAGCCAGGUAUUCCGCAUCACACCUCUGGACACACCAAAUGGCAGUGGGCAGCUGGUAUGGGUCAUUGCCUUGGGAGACCUGGUCAAUGAACCAUUGUCUGAAGGACUGCGGGAGAUCAAGUCAUUAGUGGUACCCGAGGUGUUCACCACCAGGAUAGCAAGUGGGGAUGUGGUUUACUCUAUGGUAUUCAAACCUCAUGGAUUCACUCCAGGCCGCAAGUACCCCACUGUACUGUGUAUUUAUGGAGGACCCCAGGUGCAGCUUGUCACCAACACUUUUAAGGGCUUCCGCCAUAUGAGGACACACAUGCUUGCAGCAAAUGGAUUUUGUGUAGUGAGCAUUGAUUCUCGAGGAUCUGACAACCGUGGUGUCUCCUUCCAAGCCCAUCUCAUGAAUCGAAUGGGGACAGUGGAGAUUGAUGACCAGGUUGAAGUACUGGAGCUGCUUGCUGGACAGUGUGAUUACUUGGACUUAACUCGUCUAGCUGUCACAGGUUGGUCUUAUGGAGGAUACUUGUCCCUUAUGGCUUUGGCUCACCGUCCAGAUCUCUUCAGAUUGGCAAUUGCUGGGGCUCCUGUGGUAUCUUGGGGCUUGUAUGAUACUGGGUACACAGAGCGCUACAUGGAUCUGCCAAGUGUCAACCGAGAUGGGUAUCGUGCUGGCUCUGUACUCUCCUAUGUCAACAACUUACCUGAUGAGGAGAACCGUCUUCUCAUUGUGCAGGGAAUGAUAGAUGAAAAUGUGCAUUUUUCCCACACCAAUCAACUGAUUCAAGCCCUCAUCAAAGCUGGGAAGCCUUACCAGCUGCAGAUAUAUCCUCAGGAGCGCCACUGUCUGCGUCAGCUAGAUUCCAAUGAGCACUACGAGACAAAACUGCUGUCCUUCCUCCUCAAUCAUCUAUGAUGGAGAUGGAACCUAGCCCAGCUUUAUAGUUAUGUCGGACCGAGACAAGGGCCAUGGAACCCCACGGCGUCCUUCCUCCUCUUCCUCCGAAAGGAAACGUCGUGAGAAGGACCCCCUGGACAGCUCAGCCAAGCGGAGAAAAGCUUCUGGGGAAGGUAACAGUUCCCUACCUCUGACUGCCUGCGCUUCUCGGUCAUCUUUCCCCCCAGUGGCUGGCCCAAGUGCUGUAAACAUACCAGCCGUAUCUCCACCACAAGAUGCUGAGUUGGGCCGUCUGUCUUCUUUAAUUAGUGGCCUCAUCGAUAAACUAGACAAGUCAGCAGGUCCUCAGGUGUCACUGGGACACAGUCCCAACUUUAGUGGUUUCCAUGACAUCUCGUUGGAGGAUGAGGCCAUUCCAGCUCCUCAGUCUCAGGCGUCCGUGUCUGACCCACUGGAUGAUCCCAACACGUUCACCGCCUGUCAACCUCAAGGUGCUCCUGUGCUGACGUCGCCUUCCAAAAAGCUCUCGAGGAGUUCGCAGGCCAUUUCCAUGGUGAGGAGGAGUUGGGUGACCCUUUGUCUGAGUGCCUGGCCUCCAUCCUCAACCUGAGUCUGAGAUGCCAGCCCUCUUCUGACAGUGCUAAACAGAUGUGUGACAGGAUCAAGCUCCCUAACAAUGUGCCGAACUUAAAGGUGCCAAUCACCAACUCUGCUAUCGCCAAAGCUAUGAACAUUGGGGGCAAGUUAGUGGACACCCAGCUUUCCCUCACUAAUGGCUUGCUUGUGAAGGCUUUAGUCCCUAUUCCACGUUGCAUAAGCAACAUUGGUGAUAGACAUGUUCAGCCCAUUACCUGCUACCUUGAGGGUCUUAAUAACAGCUUCAGAUUCCUUGCUUCUGCUGUCAACUACAUUAAUCAGCUGAGGAAAGAGGUGGCACAGAUUCAUGUAAAUGACUCUGCUCUUGAAGAGCUCAGCAAAUGGGAGUGUGAAGUGGGUCAGGAUGACUUGUUCCCUUUCGAUGUCACCAAGAAAUGUGAGGAAAUCCACAAGUCUAGGUAACUUGUGGGGCCCUCCUUCUGUCCUCACAAGGGUCCUGGGAAACGGUUUGCUCCGCCUUGGCAGACGAGUAGACACCCCUUACGGCCUUCCUACCAACAACAGGCAUGCCCACGGUCCCAGAUGAGGCCUUUUUUAGGCCAGAGACCUCCCCAGGGGAAGAGGAGGCCAGUGCACAGAACUCCUCAGUGAGGUCACCUUCAGUAAGCCCUCUUGUACCUACUUUGAUUAACACUCCUACAAAUUUCCGUGGUGGUAAGAUCUUUAAUGCUAAAUUACAGUGGUGCCUUUUGUCUUCUGAUAAAUGGAUUCAUGAUGUGGUUCAUGGGAAACUUCUUGUUUUCUGUGAAUGUUCCUAUACCAAUUAAAGCUCUAGGUCCCCUACAUUUGUCUACUGCAGACAAUGUCGCCCUGGACACUGCCAUGGUCAAAUUUAUUGAACACGGUAUAGUAGAAUUAUGUCCACCAGGGGAUCACGGUUCCAUUUCUAAUGUGUUCCCUACUUUCAAAAAGGAUGGUACUGCCAGAGUCAUACUGAAUCUAAAAUAACUUAAUGAUCAUGUUGAAUACACUCACUUUAAACUGGACAUUCUUAAGGAUGUGAUACCUCUAAUCCUCCCCAAUUGUUUUUUCAUGUCUAUAGAUUUGACAGAUGUCUAUUUCUCAGUUUACGUUUGGCCAGAGGACAGGAAAUGGCUUCAAUUUAUCUGGCGUAAUGAGAAGUUUCGCUUCACUUGUCUACCACAGGGUCAGACAUCUGCACCCUGCAUCUUCACUAAACUGUUAAAACCUGUCCUCUCGCACCUUCGUAAGCUGGGAAUAACUGUGUUCUACUAUUUGGACGAUUGUCUUUUUGUUGCUGACUCCACUGAGACUCUUGAGGGUUCAUGUGACUUAUGCCUUGCAUCUUCUUGACUCCUUAGGGCUCACUGUGAAUCUUAAUAAAUCAGUCGUAACAUCUACCCAAGAGAUAGAAUUUCUUGGGGUAAUUUUUGAACUCUAUAAACACGACUUCCACCCUGACGUCCCGUAAGAAAGAACGCAUAAAGGCAGAGGGUUUGCUCCUUCUGAACAGGGAUGUUUCCUUACUUGCACUCUCCUCUUUCAUAGGUAUGGCUGUAGCUUCUGACCCUGCUGUAGAGUUGGCCCCACUCAGAUAUAAAUACCUAGAAAUAGUGCACAACAGGGAGCUUGCUAAUCACCAUGGCAAUUAUAGCUCACCUGUUCUUUUGGACUGUCAUGCCCAGGAGUUGGUUGCCUGGUGGGUUAAUAACAUAGAUUCUCAAGUAAAGUCCCUAUGAUCCUGUCCCUACCAACUUGAAAUGUUUUGUGAUGCUUUCCUGACUGGUUGUGGUGCUGUGGUCGGGGAUGCCAAGACUAGGGAUCACUGGGGUCAUGACGAACUGGACCACAUCAAUUGUUUGGAAUUGAAGGCUAUCCUCUUGGGUUUACAAUCCCUUUGCAAAGAUAGCAGGGACACUCAUAUCUGCAUCCGCUCUGAUAAUACCACCGCAACUGCCUGUUUAGAUCAUUGUGGUAGUAUCAAGCUUAGUCUUAACGCGAUUUUUGCCUGGGCCGAGUCAAGGGGCAUUAACCUGUCAAUACAACAUAUACAGGGAUUACAUAAUUCAGAGGCAGACAAGGAAUCUCAUGUGAAAAACUUAGAUGCUGAGUGAAUGUUGCAACCCCAUAUUUUCUAUAGCUUAUGUCAACUUUUUCCCAUGCCUGAGUUGAUCUCUUUGCGACCCAAAUUAACGCUCAGUUAUCUGAUUAUGUUUCAUGGAAGCCAGACCCAUAUGCUAUACAUAUUAAUGCUUUCACAUUGACCUGGUCCAAUAAGAAAUUGUACGCUUUUCCCCCUUUCAGUAUAGUCUCCCAAGUUCUGCAGAAAAUUCAGGAAGACGAGGCAACAGUCAUGUCGCUCCUACCUUUGUGCUGUUUCCAACAGCACGAGGAUCAGUCAUGUCGAUCCUCAUCAGUAUGGGCCACAUAUCAAAAAUUGGCUGUCUUUUUGCCUCAGCAGGGAAAUUAAUCCAUUUCAGCCACCUUUAAAUGUCCUCUUAGACUACCUCUUAUCUGAAUUUAAGAAGGAAAUGGGCUGAACCUACAGCUCAAUGAAUACAAUACGGUCAGCUAUUUCGGCAGUAGCCAGUAUCAAUCAUCAGCCUGUGGGACAGCAUCCCUUGGUUGUCAGAUUUAUGAAGGCAGUCUUCCAAGAGAAACCAUCUGGGAUCCUCACUUGGUCUUAGAUUACAUUGCAGGUCUUGGACCCAAUGAGUUAUCGAGAAAAUUAACUAUUCUCCGGUCAACGUGGUCAAACUUUGCAUUUAUUAGACAUUAGAAACAUGACUAUCUCAGAGCUUAGAGUCUCUUUCAGAUUAGCUGACCCUCUAAAAACAUUAAGGCCAGGUGACCAUAUGUCAGAAUUGGUUUUUGUGGCUUAUCCCACUGACAGGAGAUUGUGUAUAGUCACUUCCAUUGUGAGUUACCUCAAGCGCACUUGCGCCCUCCGAGGGCCAUUCACAAGCUUCUUUCUAACCACGAAACCUCCAAUAAGGGUAGCCUCAUGAGACACUGCGUCAUUGGACAAAAGAUAUCAUGCAAUCUGCUGGCAUUGACCUCAACAUCUUCUCUCCUCACUCUACUAGGUCAGCUUCAACCAGUAAGGCAGCCCUAAAACUCCCCCUGGCCACCGUCAUCUCCACUGUUGGGUGGUCCCGGGAAUCCACCUUUACCAGGUUCUACAAGAGACCUAUCAGCCACCUUGGACAAUUUUCAAGAGCUAUUUUUUCAUAGCUCUCUGAUUGUGUACCAUGCUACCCCUUGUGGGUUUCCUUUUUUGUUUUAUUACAUUGGUUUUGUUUUGGGAGAAAUAGAUUGUUACUCCUGUU
This is a messenger RNA of Portunus trituberculatus (swimming crab), 6737 nucleotides long. Its product is annotated as dipeptidyl peptidase 8-like. Bases 226 to 2808 code for a protein of 860 amino acids. Gene Ontology annotation, biological process: proteolysis. The transcript has 18 exons. The record is from RefSeq and is a predicted model, not a curated record. Gene Ontology annotation, molecular function: dipeptidyl-peptidase activity; serine-type peptidase activity. NCBI's taxonomy places the organism in Eukaryota, Metazoa, Arthropoda, Malacostraca, Decapoda, Portunidae.